Molecule: messenger RNA, 1062 nt
Organism: Sparassis crispa
Lineage: Eukaryota; Fungi; Basidiomycota; Agaricomycetes; Polyporales; Sparassidaceae
Exons: 8
Coding region: 1-1062 (353 amino acids)
Molecular function (GO): 2-oxoglutarate-dependent dioxygenase activity
Source: RefSeq, a predicted model, not a curated record
AUGGCACAGGACGAUUCCUCCAGCGGAGCUGCCGUCGACAGGAGUACUCUGAGAUGGAUCUCUAACGAGUAUUACGAACUGAACGGUCUCCAUUUUGAUGUCCUGCACAGUCCACCAACACCACUGGAGUUCUCAAGGUUGGUGCAUAUUGGGAGACCUGUUCUCAUAAAGAAUUGCGAGUUCUCGGAGGACCUGUCUCGCUGGUCGGACGAAUACCUGGUCAGAAAACUGGGAGACGGGAAUAUUUCUGUGGCUGUUACACCGAACGGCCGCGCGGAUGCAAUCACUGCUGGCCCUGAUGGCAGAUUGUACUUCGCUGAGCCACACGUACAGCGGAUGUCGAUGUCCGCCUUCUUGGCCAGCUUGUCUUCAGACUCAGACCAACCUCAAGGGCCAGAACAGGAAGAAAUCUGUUACCUCCAGUCUCAGAACGGUAAUUUAUAUACCGCUUGUUAUUUCAAUCUUUCUGGUGAUCCAGAUCCUUCGGAAUUUGAGCCAUUGCGCGAGGAUGUUCCCAGCGAGAUUCCAUGGUGCAGCGACGCAUUGGAGAAAAGUCCGGACGCCGUCAACUUGUGGAUCGGGGACAGCAGGAGCAUUACAAGCAUACAUAGCGAUCCAUACGAAAAUAUAUAUACUGUCGUUCGUGGUGCAAAACACUUCACUCUGCUUCCUCCCACGGAAGGAUGGUGCCUUGAAGAACGCACCUACCCUCACGCACAAUACAUCCGCUCACCCAAAACCUCACCCAAAACAUCUGAGCUCGUAUUGUCUCCGUCUCCUUCGACCGCAGUCCCCAUUCGUUGGUCUUCCGUGGUCGACCCCAACCUCCCUGGGGCACUCCCAGCGGAGGCGCAUCCCAUUCAGAUUUCAGUGCAGGCGGGAGAUGCCCUGUAUCUUCCUGCGGGCUGGUGGCACUACGUGCGUCAGUCUAGUGUGACCAUCGCUCUGAAUUAUUGGUACGAUCUGGAGAGUCGAGGGAUGUCGUGGGUGUGGCUGAAUUUCCUCCGAGGUUUGGGCGAGCCUCCUUCGGGGAACGUGGAGGGGAAGGGCGUGGAUUCUUGA